Messenger RNA from Serpula lacrymans var. lacrymans S7.9, 885 nucleotides. RefSeq lists its product as uncharacterized. Lineage: Eukaryota; Fungi; Basidiomycota; Agaricomycetes; Boletales; Serpulaceae. The record is from RefSeq and is a predicted model, not a curated record. Gene Ontology annotation, biological process: protein phosphorylation. Bases 1 to 885 code for a protein of 294 amino acids. The transcript is spliced from 3 exons. Gene Ontology annotation, molecular function: ATP binding; protein kinase activity.
AUGAAUUGGAUCAAAGGCGCUCUUGUUGAGGCUGCCCCGUCUGACAAGGUCUACUUGGGAAUGGACUCUGCAAAUGGAUUACUCAUGGCUGUGAAGCAAGUAAACCUGCCAGAUGUCUCUGCAGCCAACAAAGAGCGCAGAAGAAACGUGCUGAACGUGUUAGAACGUGAAUUGGAUAUUCUCAGGGGGUUGCAGCACCCACACAUCGUGGGAUGUCUAUAUUCAUCGGUCGACAAUGACCAUUUCAACAUCUUCAUGGACUACGUUCCGGGAGGUUCGGUGGCAGCGCUUCUGCGCAAAUAUGGCGCUUUUGAGGAACCCUUGGUAGGGAACUUCGUUCGGCAGGUCCUCCGAGGUUUCAGCUAUCUCCACGAGAAAAAUAUCAUACACAGCGAUAUUCAGGGUGCAAACAUCCUUAUAGAUAGCGCUGGCAUGAUAAAGAUAUCUGGCUUCGGUUUAUCGAGAAAGAUUGACCAAUGCGAGUCGACAAGAAAUGUCUUCGCGGCAUCACCAUCUGACAAGUGUCCUCUAGAUCUCAUCACUGACAAUAGCAAACACACACCAUCAUUCUGGGGCUCUGUCUUCUGGAUGGCGCCUGAAGUUGUGAACCAGACGGCGUAUAUGUGCAAAGCUGACAUUUGGAGCGUUGGGUGCUUGGCUAUUGAGCUACUCACUGCAGAGCAUCCUUGGGCACCGCUGACUGAAAUGCAGGCUGCCUUCGAGAUUGGCAGAAUUUCUAAGCCUUCGAUUCCAUCAAAUAUCUCAGCGGAUGCACAAGACUUCCUCAGACGAACUUUCGAGGUUAACCACGAAGCUCGUCUGGGUGAAGAAGAACUUCUUCAGCAUCCUUGGUUUUCCCUCGAGGUUGCACAGUCCACCGCCUAA